GGAGACAACAAACCGGCAGGAGCUAAUGCCUUGUCCAUGCCUUGUCCAGAAAGCCAGACUUGAGAUUCAUCGGUGGUAUAGUAAACAUUAGUAAACUACAACUAACUACAAAAGCUCAGCAGAUCACAUGAUCAGGUUCAUUGCUUGAGAAAGAACACAACAAGAAACAACACAAAUACACCAAAUCUCCGGACAUCGUGACACUGAAAACCAACGGAAGCACGCCGAGACCAACAUGGCAUCGACUUCCAGGAAGCGACGAGAUGAGGCCCAUGGAUCUACGCGAGAUCAUGAUCAAGAUGUCAGCCAGAUCAAGGCUCAAGCACAGGCUGCAGCCACUGCCGCUUGGUCUCCAGAGGACCGAGCCUGGGAAUUGCUACUUGCUAUCUCUGGCGCACACGCCGAAGCAGGGCUGGCGGGCCGUUCCGAUCUGAGGCGCUUGGCCGCCGAGGCCAAACGGUUGCUGGCGGAGUUUCCCGUUGAGGCCGAAGCCGAGCCGCCCAGCAGACAGGCGAUGCCAAUCUGGUUAGCCUUGAAGGCGGUGAUCACAGGGCUUUGGGGUUUUCUAUGCUUCGUCGUGACCCUGUGCCACGACAUCGGCACCGUACUGGCGGCUGCUGCAUUGGGCCAGGAGCCUGCAGAAGAGAAUUCGAGAGAGUCAAGUGUUGACAGAUCUCAGGCCAAGCACAAGGCGCAACCUCAUAGAGGAAGGGUGAUCUCCCAGGCCAAUGGGGUGCAUGAGGAGGAGGAAUCCGUUCAGAGAUGUCACCUCUCGUAGCAGACCGUCGGACCGACGCGGAGCGUCCGAGUCCGAGCUCGGUGCUUCAGUGCCGAAUAGACUCCCUUCGAUGCGAAAUGAAGUGAUCCGAGUGACCAAAUGGAUCAAACAGAGUGGGCGGAGGGUAAGGGAUUGGGGGCAGCUGCCAGAGAGGAAACUACAUGUGGAAUGGAUGUGUCGCCAGAUCAAAACGAUUCAUCAUUCAUCAUUCCUUUCCUCGGCCAUUCCGAACCUCAUUCCUCAGCCAUUCCUAUUAGCUCUGUUGAUGUGAAAGCGGGAGCUCGCAGCUAAAGCAGGUCCACCAGUCCACCAGGUGACCAGCGCCCCUGAUUCAAGGCGCUCUCAGACUCCGCUGCAACGCACCAUUCCAUCUCAUUGAUUGUCAAUGUCCCCUUCCAACGACGGUGAAAACAGGAGAUGGUUUGUUGCAAGAACCUGUGUUGAUCUCAAGAGGGCACAGGUGUACUUCUACUUUGCACCAUGGGGCUGAGCAGCCACAAGCUAUUGGGCAAACAAAUGUUUGGGGAGGUGCUGCUUGGCAUAGCUUGGAGGAAGGGGAUGACAAGGUGUGAUGGCCAAUGACUUUGGCUCAGUUCCGUGGAAUGUAGAACAUAGG
Durusdinium trenchii is the source of this 1394-nucleotide messenger RNA. NCBI's taxonomy places the organism in Eukaryota, Dinophyceae, Suessiales, Symbiodiniaceae. The record is from the annotation of a GenBank genome assembly.